Molecule: messenger RNA, 3312 nt
Organism: Solanum lycopersicum (tomato)
Lineage: Eukaryota; Viridiplantae; Streptophyta; Magnoliopsida; Solanales; Solanaceae
Product: BTB/POZ domain-containing protein FBL11
Biological process (GO): SCF-dependent proteasomal ubiquitin-dependent protein catabolic process
Cellular component (GO): SCF ubiquitin ligase complex
Molecular function (GO): protein binding
Source: RefSeq, marked provisional
GGGUCCAAUUUUCCUCCUCCAUCUUCACUCUCAAGACUGAACUACCUGAAUCCGGUACCAAAAACUUCCAGUAAUGGAGUCCGACGUCGAUACUGCCGACGGCGAGACAGUAAUUCUCAACUGUAUCGACUCCAACGAGUCCAGACUAGACGGAGAUCGCGAAGAGAUUGUCAUUUCAACAGCUGAAGUCAGUCGAUGGGACUUAACAUUACUUGGCCAUCGCUCAAUCAUUAAAAUCAAAGCUAAUCGGCAAAGGCUCAUUCGACAGUCUUCGUACUUUCAUGGACUAUUGAGUGGAAGCUUCAGUGAAUCUUGUUGUGACUCUAUAUCUAUUCAUUGGGACAUGGAGUCACUUCUGAGUAUGUUGCAAUUUAUCUUUGGAUGCUCAUUAGACCUUACUUCAGAAAACUUCCUUCCAUUGUAUGAGGCUGCAUUAUUUUUUGGAGUGGACAAGCUUCUUUUGGUUUGUCGAAGUUGGCUGGACUACGUAACAUCUGAAGUCAGGAUUUGGCCUCCUGAAUUGUGUUUAGAAGAUUUGGUCCAUAUCUGGGAUUAUGGUAGAGAGAAUGAUUAACAUGGAAUAUCAUGCAGCAAUUGAUUUUAUUCCACAGCUGACUGGUUAUCUGGCGAGUAACUUUAUAUGGAUGGCAUCCUGCGACUCAUUUCACAAUGUCCCUUUUGAAUUGUUGCUUACCUGUGUAAAGCAACCUUGUUUGACAGUAGAUAGUGAGAAGCAUCUUUGUGAUGCUAUUCUACUAUGGCUUGCCGCUAACACCAACCCAUCUGAUCGUUUGAGCUCCACUGGUGAUGCUCGCCUUGAAAUUCUAACAGAGAUCCGUACUAGCCUUUUAUCAUUGCCGUUUGCUGCUGUGAAACGAAGAUGCCCCUUCUUCUCAAAGUUUGCAGAAAGAAGUGUGGUUGCUAUCUGUAGUUUAGCUGCCUCCCGUUCCUUUAUCUUAGCAGACAUUCUUGGAGGUGGUGACUGUAAUCAGCUCAGGAUCCGCUUGACUGAAUAUACUAAGAUAUUGGACCUUUCAGGCUGCCCACAAAUUAAUCUGCCUCUUCUUCUCCUAAACAUGCUUCCCUGUUCCUAUUAUUUGGACAAAUUGCUGAUGAAGAAGCUUAAUCAGCUUUCACUCAAACUUGAGCGCCAUGCGGAUAUAUCUCGGAUUUCAUGGGAAACAUUCCCUGUUUUGACUUUUGAAGCAGUGCAAGUAGUGGAUGUUUCAAAUUGUCCUAUGCUGCAUCUUGAAGCUGCCAUUGAGUUCUUUUCCAAGUCAUUUCCAUCCCUAACAACAUUAAAAGCUGCUUAUAUUUUGACCUUCAGGACAAUGAAGCUGUACCAAUUGUUACAGAGAUGUCCACUACUCUCAGACAUCGAUCUAACAGUGGACAGUACUCCUGUAAUACCAGCAAAGGUCUCAGUUAUAUCUUCAUUUCCUGCUGUGAUGCUGCAGAUAUCAACAUCUCCCAAUGAUGAGACAUGUCCUGAUGUACCAGUAUUUCACUUUUCUAGGCAGCUCUCGAAUAUUACAAAACUCAUAUUGGAGGGUCGAACAGAUAUCUAUGAUUCUGAUCUCCAAAAUAUUGCGGAGUGCUGUCCUUCCUUAUGUUGUAUUAACCUCAAUGCAUGUACGUCCAUAACGGAUUCUGGCAUAUCCAUUUUAGUAUUGAAAUGUGUUGAACUGCAUUCAAUCUUUGCGUGUGAUACUUCAUUUGGACACAAUUGUGUGCUGUCACUUCGCCGUAAUAUCUCUAGACUUGACGCUGUGGCAAUGAAGAUGGCAGACGACACCAAUUCAUUAGCUUACAAACUUCAAAUUCUGCAUAUAGGAGGCUGUAAAGGUAUCAAUGAGAAUUCUCUUUUGGAGCUUAUCUCUCAAACUCAGAGUAUAAGAAGUCUUUGUUUGAGGGAAACACAGCUUGUCAACAAUUCUCUAUAUAAAUUUCCAGGAUCAUCACUGGAAAUGCUUGAUGUAUCUGAUACUAAGGUUUCUUGCGGUGCAGUGGGUCAUGUUGUCCGCGGAAAUCCUCUUCUAAAAUGUCUGAUUGCCAGAGGCUGCAGGCAUCUAUUACAAGAGGAAAAUUAUAUUCUAGGGAACUCUCCUGUAUUAUAUUAUGAGCUUGGGAAGUCCUGCAAUUUGGAGGAAAUUUCUCUUGGUUGGGGAUUCUCGUUCUUUUCAUUGGAGGCCCUGCGUCCAGCAAUUAAAAUGUUGAGGACAUUUAUUGUUGGUUUAGGUGGAUCUUUAGGUGAAGAUGGGCUCAAACUGGUACCCACCUUUUGUCCUUGGCUAGAGACCUUGAUUCUUUAUUUCCAGGUAGUAUCUGAUUCUGUUGUAAGAAAUAUAUUGGAGACCUUGAAAAACUUGCAAGUCUUAGCUUUAUGCUAUUGCUUUGGUGAGAUUUCCUCAUUAAGCUUCCAGUCCAGUGCACCACGUUUGAGGAAAUUGAAGCUUGAAAGAGUAUCAACUCAGAUGACCAAUGAUGAUUUGCUUAUCCUUAGUCGGAAUUGCAUGAACUUAACUGAGCUUUCGCUGGUGGGAUGCAAACGUCUUAAUUCAGAGUCACAAGAUACUAUUUCAAAUGGCUGGCCAGGGUUGAUCUCCCUUCAUUUAGAGGACUGUGGUGAAGUAACUGCCCAGGGUGUCACUUCGCUUAUGAAUUGUCAAGCACUUGAAGAUCUUUUACUACGUCAUAAUGGACUCGGAAUUGACAGAAAUUUUAUUAUCCGAGCUGCUUCAAGGAUGCCACUGCUCCGGAAGGUAGCAGUCGACGUAUGUGAUGCAAAGGAUGGUGACUUUGAUCUUCCAGAUUUUCCUGACAGGAACUUCUUAUGCAUACUGAAGAUUGCAAGAUGCAAUUUAAAAAGACGCUCUUUCGGUUCUACGAAAUCCGGAACUUGUACAACUCCAGUGCAUGCAGAGACUCUGAUACUGACAUGGGACAGUAGGAAACUUUCAAGAACUGUGGUCAAGGAAAGAUUAUAGCACUUGAUAGCCAAAAAUGUUAAUGGCGACUCUUAAUGUAUGCACAUUUACUGGCACAAUGCUGCAAUGUGUCCCAAAGACCUCUGAUGUAUUGCUGGGCCUGGCCAGAUCAGUGCAUAGCUGAUGGCAAGAAAAUAGGUCUAUAAUACAAUACUUGGCAUUCUUGGUCUGUUGUAACCUUUUUAUUAUAUUCAACUGCUCGAGUCUGACACUACAAGGAAAAAGGCUAGGUUCUAAUUAGCCUUUCCGUUGCCAAAUUAUAUUGUGGAGAUAGAACAAACACGAACUUUUAUCAUUAUAUAUGAACUGUUUAUUCCCAUUGACA